Molecule: messenger RNA, 852 nt
Organism: Anastrepha obliqua
Lineage: Eukaryota; Metazoa; Arthropoda; Insecta; Diptera; Tephritidae
Product: glutathione S-transferase 2-like
Exons: 2
Coding region: 128-748 (206 amino acids)
Biological process (GO): glutathione metabolic process
Molecular function (GO): glutathione transferase activity
Source: RefSeq, a predicted model, not a curated record
UUGACUGUUUUAAUUUUGCACAUUUUGUCAUACCGCUUUUAGUUUUUUACCGCUCGAUAGACUGUAAGUAGCUGAAAGUAGAGAACAAGUCAACAGAAUCCACUGAAUUUAUAAAUAUCAAAUCGAGAUGGAUUUCUAUUAUAUCCUCGAAUCGCCGCACUGCCGCUCCGUAAUAAUGGUCGCUGAAGCUUUGGAGAUUGAACUCAAUCGAAAGUUGAUGAACUUGAAGGAGAAAGAGCACUAUUCACCUGAAUUCUUGAAAAUCAACCCUCAGCAUACUAUUCCCACUUUAGUGGACGAUGGUUUCGUUAUCUGGGAAGCGCGUGUUAUUCUCAUUUACUUGGCUGAGAAGUAUGACAAAAAUGAUAAGUUAUACCCACAAUGCCCACAAAAGAGGGCAGCGAUCAACCAGAAACUUUUCUUCGAUCUGAACAUGUAUUCCUUAUUUGCUGAUUACUAUUACCCUAUUGUUAGAGAUAAGGAGGCACCUGUGCCCGACCGCUUGGCAAAAUUUAAAACUCGAUUGGUAUUUUUGGAUCUUUUUCUGGAGGGGCAAACCUACGCUGCUAAUAAUACUUUGUCUAUAGCCGAUUUCUCUUUACUUGCUAGCAUCUCGACCUUCGAUGCGGUCGGCAUUGGUUUGUGUAAAUAUCCUCACCUACUUAAAUGGUACAAUCAUUGCAAAAGAACUCUGCCCGGCGCAGAAGAAAAUAAAGAAGGUUGUGAGUUGUUUAAGAAAUAUUGGUAAAAUUGUUCCAGUGCUUGUGACUGAAUAAUCAUGGAAAUGUUUUAAUUUCCUAAAAACUCGAAUUAUACAUAUGUAACUUAAUAAAUGUGUUUAAUGUAUAAAUA